Molecule: messenger RNA, 2942 nt
Organism: Anopheles cruzii
Lineage: Eukaryota; Metazoa; Arthropoda; Insecta; Diptera; Culicidae
Gene: ABCD
Product: ATP-binding cassette sub-family D member 1
Exons: 7
Coding region: 287-2545 (752 amino acids)
Biological process (GO): peroxisome organization; very long-chain fatty acid catabolic process; long-chain fatty acid import into peroxisome
Cellular component (GO): peroxisomal membrane
Molecular function (GO): long-chain fatty acid transmembrane transporter activity; ATP binding; ABC-type transporter activity
Source: RefSeq, a predicted model, not a curated record
CGAAGAAAGCGCCAGAAACAGCUGUGUGUAACUUCUACUUCUCGCGCGCUCGCAUCGUCGUCGUCGUCGUCUGUGGUACGAUGAUGGGUUGAGCUGGCUGCGGAACAUUCCCGUCAUCGUUUCCACGAACGGUAGUAGUGUCCUUUGUGCGUGCACGUGAAUGAGUGUCGCCCGUCGCCCGGAUGUGGUUGUCUUUGGUGCCAAACAGUGAUAGACGUGCCCCACAAGUGCUCCCUUACUGCAAUCCCGUAGUUCAAUCAAUAACAGAAAGAAGAGAGAAGGAAAAAUGCCGACCAUCAUAUCGAAGUUUGCGAAGAAAUCCUUCGACACGCUCGAAGGUUUCGGUUAUUCGCGCGAGCUCGUCUCCAAGGGUUUGGUGUCGGGCGCGAUCGCCUUGUACUGCCUGCGGCUAACCUAUCCGGUGGUGCGCGACAAGCUGGCCGCCACUAAAAAGUGUGAUACGGCGAACGGUGGUGGCCCGCUGCACCAGCACCACCGGAACGAGAACAACAACCUCACCAAGCGGCCGCCGCCGCCACCGGAAGACCCGGAGGAGAAGAAGCGCCAGAUCAUCCUCGAGAAGCGCAACCGCAAGGCCCGCAGCAAACAGCCCGGCCUCAACGUUGACUUCCUGCUGCAGCUCCGGCAGCUGAUCCGCAUCAUGGUGCCGCGCUUCCUGUGCGAAGAGUCCGGCCUGCUGGCCGUUCACACGCUCUGCCUGGUGUCGCGCACCUUCCUCAGCAUCUACGUCGCCUCGAUGGAGGGCGCGAUCGUGAAGUUUAUCGUGCGCAAGGACAUGCGCAACUUUGUGCUGAUGCUGCUGAAGUGGUUCGGCAUCGCCAUCCCGGCCACCUUCAUCAACUCGAUGAUACGCUACCUGGAGAACAAGCUGGCAUUAGCGUUCCGAACCCGGCUAGUGAACCAUGCGUACGAUAUGUAUUUCAAGAACGAGACCUACUACAAAGUGUCCAACCUGGACGGUCGGAUAGAGAACGCGGACCACCGGCUAACGGACGACAUCUCGACGUUCUCGAGCUCGGUAGCGCACCUGUACAGCUCGCUAACGAAGCCCUGCUUCGAUCUGCUGCUGAUCGGCAUCGCAAUGGCCCGUUCGUCCCGGCGAAUGAAGGCCAACAUUGUGAUGGGCCCGGCGCUGGCCACCAUCGUGAUCGGCACGACGGCGCACAUCCUGCGGAUAGUGUCGCCCAAGUUUGGGCAGCUGGUGGCCGAGGAAGCGAACCGGACCGGCUACCUGCGCCACGUGCAUUCGAAGAUCAUCACCAACGCGGAGGAGAUUGCGUUCUACGGUGGCCAUAAGGUGGAACACUCGCAGCUACGGGAAGCGUACUCGCGACUGGUGACGCAGAUGAACUCGAUCUUCACGCAGAAACUGUGGUUCAUCAUGCUGGAGCAGUUCUUCAUGAAGUACGUCUGGUCCGGAACGGGGAUGGUGAUGGUUUCGCUACCCAUCCUGACGGUCGGGGCCUCCAACAUGCCCACCACGCCCGAGCACUCCAACCUGAUCAAGUCGGACGAGCAGGGCGUCAGCGAGCGAACGCAGUACUUCACGACGGCCCGCAACCUGCUGCUGAGCGGUGCGGAUGCCAUCGAGCGGCUGAUGUCGUCGUACAAGGAGAUUGUGGCGCUCGCCGGCUACACGAGCCGCGUCGCCGGCAUGUUCGAGGUGUUCGACGAGGUCAACCGUGGGAUCUACCGCAAGACGACGCUCUACACCGAGGAGCGCAACCUGGACGGUAUCCUGGAGUUCCGCGAUGGCCAGCCGGUUGCCAAGGGGCGCAUCGUGUUCUCCACCGACGCCAAAGAUAGUACAAUUUCGCUCGAGAACGUCCCGGUGGUGACACCGAACUGUGACAUCGUCGUGCCGAGCAUCAGUCUGACGCUCGCCCCGGGCAUGCAUCUGCUCAUCACCGGCCCGAACGGGUGCGGCAAAUCGAGCCUGUUCCGCAUCCUGAGCGGCCUGUGGCCCAUCUACGGUGGCACCCUGCGCAUCCCGAAGGCGUUCGAGGGCAAGCCGAGCAUGUUCUACAUUCCCCAGCGCCCGUACAUGUCGUGCGGCACGCUGCUCGACCAGGUCAUCUACCCGGACACGCGGAAGGACAUGGAGGCGAAGAAGAUCACCGAGUUUCAGCUGCGUGAGAUCAUGCGCAUGGUUUCCCUGGAGCAUAUCCUUGAUAGGGAUAGCUUCGAUGAAAUUCGCGAUUGGAAGGAUACUCUUUCCGGUGGGGAGAAGCAGCGGAUGGCCAUCGCUCGGUUGUUCUACCAUAGACCAAAAUACGCCUUGCUGGACGAAUGCACCAGUGCCGUUUCGAUCGACGUGGAAAGCUGCAUCUACGAAACGGCCAAAUCGAUGGACAUCACGCUUCUAACCAUCACCCAUCGUCCCACCUUGUGGAAAUUCCACACUCACAUCCUGCAGUUCGAUGGCCAGGGUGGAUGGGUGUUUGAAAAGCUAGAAGACGGUGUCCUGCAGAAAGUUCCUACAACGAAAACAAACGGCCCGGUUGACGAAAAUCAGCAGCAGUGAGCAGAGAGGGUCACUCUGUGGAUGGAACAGGGCACUAGAAGGAGGAUAGGCUAGAAACAGUAGGACACACACACAGAGAAGCAUUCACACGAGAUUCUUUGGGAGAGUGUUUUGUUUAAGCGCGACAACUUGGUCCCGCAACGAAAGCAUCACGCCAAAAACAACCAGUCAAGAAGGGGAGGUUCAAGGGAAGCUAAACGAUGUGAUUCGGAAAGGGGUACGAGAAUUAUGUAGAAAGGGUACCGCCGCGUGUUAGUGUAAAGACCGACUGCUGACUCAGUGGCGGUUGUCUGUCCGAUCGGAAGUGGUGUACCAUGUUUGUGAAUAUGCUAAUUUAACGUUACUCUUUUAAUGUACGUACUUAGUGCAAUGACAAAUAAAGUUAACUGGAGAUUUG